AUGUCGGGUAACGUCACAGAACUGAUCACUUUCAGUGACAUAUUCUUCGGAGAUGAGUGGAAUGUGAACAGGACUAUUGCGUUCAUGGCAUUAUGGGUGCCCACCUCAUUCAAGACUUUUAAAUCAGCAUAUACGUUCGAAAUUAUUGCUUAUUUAAAAAGUUUCAUUGCAGCGGUGGCAUAUUUUCAGAUAGCAAUUGCUUACUUGGCAAUGGUCUAUUUUGGGCAAAAGAUGAUGCGAAAUCAAACUGCUUUCGAACUGGAUCGACUUUUAGCCGUAUGGAAUUUCGCCUUCUCGAUUUUCUCAGCGAUCGCUGCUUAUCAUCUCAUCCCGGAACUUAUAUGGUCGCUCAAAAACCUCGGAUUUGUCGGUAAAAUUCAGUAUUUCGAAGCUCUUUUGUCCACCAACCAAUGGAAUGUUCUCACAAUGGGUACAUUAAUGUAUUUAAGUUACUUGUAUUUGUUCGUUGAAUUCUUCUACAAAGCGUAUAUCGUUAAAAAACCACAACAGUCUCAACGGAACACGAUUGCUGAUGGAGAAUUACCGGAGAAGAAAACGUUCUUACCGGCCAACGAAAGGAUACAGUUGAAGAAGGAUAACUGA
Anisakis simplex (herring worm) is the source of this 603-nucleotide messenger RNA. The record is from the annotation of a GenBank genome assembly. NCBI's taxonomy places the organism in Eukaryota, Metazoa, Nematoda, Chromadorea, Rhabditida, Anisakidae.